Messenger RNA from Cornus florida, 3644 nucleotides. Its product is annotated as ubiquitin carboxyl-terminal hydrolase 18. The record is from RefSeq and is a predicted model, not a curated record. NCBI's taxonomy places the organism in Eukaryota, Viridiplantae, Streptophyta, Magnoliopsida, Cornales, Cornaceae. Gene Ontology annotation, biological process: protein deubiquitination. Gene Ontology annotation, cellular component: nucleus; cytosol. Bases 539 to 3103 code for a protein of 854 amino acids. Gene Ontology annotation, molecular function: cysteine-type deubiquitinase activity; cysteine-type endopeptidase activity. The transcript has 11 exons.
UAAUAAAGCUCAAACAAAUCCAAUGUUGCUUAGAAAGUCCUAAAAGCGCACAAGCAAUCUCGUAUUGGACAGCAAACAACAUUCCAGAGGAGGGAGGACAGGGAGCAUAGCAAGCCCAUUAAUCAAUUUAAUGAAAAAAAACCCUAGUAAAAAGACUUGAGUGAUCCUGGAGAGAGAGAGAGAGAGAAAAAAAAAAAAAAGAGAGGGGAAAGUGCAAAGAAACUCAGAGAUCCUGGAGAGAGAGAGAGGGAGAGAGAGAGAGAGGGGAAAGUGCAAAGAAACUCAGAGAUCUUAUACGAAGUUUCCCCGUUUUGUUGUGUAAAAAACCCCUCUACUCAUAGGGAGGGAGAGAGAGAGAGAGAGGCAGAGAGAUAGAGGGAGAACUAGCUAGAAAGAAACCCCCUCACACACACACACACACACACACACAUAAACACUUGUGUAUUAUUCCUUAUGGAGAGUUUGUCUUGCCGUUGAGUCUAAUGCGUACAUCAAUGAAAAACCCUAAUCUUAAUCUGGGAUAUUAGCGGAGUCGUCGAUGCAUGUCUCUGGAUUUUCUCUGGAUCUGAAUUGGUUUAUUCAGUUCAUCGUCACAGCUUUUAUCUUUGCCCUCGGAGUACUUCACCUGGUGAAGAACACGGCUUCCAAGUAUUUUGUGGUCGACGCCAAUUUUGAGUCUUCUUAUUCCGACCCUGACGCUGCCCGGAAUUUGCCCGGCGUUAUCGCAAUGGGUGACGCCUGCGUUGUUUGCGGCAAUUUCACAAAGAAGCAUUGCUCCGGAUGCAAACGGGUCCGAUAUUGCUCAGAAGCAUGCCAAUCAUCUCAUUGGAGAUCUGGGCAUAACAAAAAGUGCAAGGACUUGCAAUUAUCUGGCAGGGUAAAAACGGUGCAGUCUGCAUCUAUGCAGUGCGGACGUAAAUCUUCCCCUGCGGUUGCACUAGUUCCUGCAAGUGGAGCCACUAAGACACUAAAGCUGUCGAAAGAGAUUCUUUUUCCGUACGAGGAUUUUGUGGAACUUUUCAACUGGGACAAAGCAGGAUUUACUCCUUGUGGUCUUUUAAAUUGUGGAAACAGCUGCUUUGCCAAUGUUGUUCUACAAUGUCUUGCAUACACUCGGCCACUUGUUGCCUACUUGUUGGGAAAAGGCCAUCGUAGAGAAUGCAGACGGAAUGAUUGGUGCUUCCUAUGUGAACUUCAAACACAUAUUGAAAGAGCCAGUGAAAGUCGGCAUCCCUUUUCACCAAUCAAUAUUCUCUCACGGUUACCUAACAUAGGUGGCAAUCUUGGUUAUGGAAAACAGGAGGAUGCCCAUGAGUUCAUGAGGUUUGCAAUCGAUACAAUGCAACUAGUGUGCCUGGAUGAAUUUGGUGGAGAAAAGGCCCUUCAUCCUAGCUCUCAAGAGACAACCCUUAUUCAGCAUAUAUUUGGUGGUCACCUCCAAUCUCAGGUGAUUUGUACAAAAUGCAAUAAUAUUUCAAAUCAGUAUGAAAAUAUGAUGGAUUUAACUGUUGAAAUUCAAGGGGAUGCUGCAUCUUUAGAGGAAUGCUUAGACCAGUUCACGAUCAGAGAGAGGCUCCAUGGAGAUAAUAUGUAUAAAUGUGAUGGAUGCAAUGACUAUGUUAUGGCAUGGAAGCGUCUUACUGUUUGGCGGGCUCCGAAUAUUCUUACAGUUGCAUUGAAAAGGUUUCAGAGUGGGAGGUUUGGGAAACUUAACAAGAGGGUGACUUUCCCCGAGACAUUAGACCUUAGACCUUACAUGAGUGAAGCAAGAGAUGAUGGUGAUGACAUAUACAAGCUAUACGCAGUUGUUGUCCAUGUGGACAUGUUGAACGCAUCAUUUUUCGGCCAUUACAUUUGUUAUACCAAGGAUCUUUGUGGAAACUGGUUCAGGAUUGAUGACUCUAAGGUUACGAGUGUUGAAUUGGAUGAUGUGCUUGUACAGGGAGCUUACAUGCUCUUAUAUAGCAGGGUUUGUGCCCGUCCAUCUUGUCUAAAGCCCAUUGAACCUACAAGGAAAGAGAAGCAGCAGAUUAUGGAAAUGGUGCAAGAUGUAGGACCUUGCGUAGAACAACCAGCUGAAUGCUUCAUUACAGCAGAGUCGAGUAAUAGCAUUAGCAUUUCUACUUCCUUGCCAUCUGAUGGAAGCCCACAACCAAAGCUCUCUCGCUGUGAAGAAGAGUUACCAUCCAUAACUAAUUCUGAAAAUGUAAUAGAGGAUCUAGAUGUGACGGAUUCUGGGUCAAGUUCAUCCAUUACAAAGGGUGUUGAACUUUAUGGCAAUGGACAUCUUAAUACAGCAGAAGAAACAGUUUUUCUUGUUGAACGUGCUCACAGACUGGUCUCUGGUGUUGUUUCUUCUUUAACUGAGAUGUAUACACCUGAAGCUCACUUUCUAAAUAGCGAAUCCCCAGCCCCUAUUUCUGGUACUGAGGUUGGAGAUGGAGCUGAGAGCACCUGUACCAAAGAGUUUACAUUGAUGGGUUCUUCAAGUGAGAGCUCUCUUUCCUCUCAGAAUGGUGUCUGUGAAAAGGAUGAAGCAUCUCAUGGUGUUUUUGUCUCUGGUUUAAGCUCAAAUGAAGAAGACAAGGAUGAAAAGAACCUUGUUGAUUUUGAGGGUGAGCCGGAAAAUGUCAAGUCUGGAAAGGGUUUGCCAUCUUCCAGCACUAGAGAAGAUGCAGCAAGGAAAUUGUCUGGAAGAAAUUCUUCUGGAGCAAAAUUGCAGCCUCUGUUUCCUCCCGGUUUCCUUGUGGAGCGUGGUCAGGCUAAAGUCCUCAAGAAAGAUGGGAAAGCCCCUUUAGAAGCUGGUGAAUUGGCUUCUGCUUGUGGCCACAACAGUUGCAGUAAUGGAUUUGCCAAACCUGGCUUUCCUCAUCCAAAUGGUGUUGAGACAAAAGGUUUAGGGAAACCUUUUUCUGAGUGCAAUUGUUCAUCUACUAGUACUUCUGAGGAACAAGCUGAGAAAUGUCUGAAUGAGGAUGAGCUUUUUCUUACUGAAUCUAGUGGAUCUUUUAAACUCAGCAAUGGAGAUUCUAAUGCUAUCAAAGUUUCAGACCAGAGCAUUUGCAAUAUUAAAGGUAACCAUCCAUUGGUUGGAGAACCUUGAUCUGUGAUUGGGAGUUCCUUCAACUGAGUAAAAAUGUAAUCCCAACAAAGAUUGGUUUACUCAAAAUUUGUAGGAGGGACUAUUUUUGAAAUUGCAUCACAGAGGCUUAUGGAAAAGAUGAUGAUUAUCAAAAGAAAACACGGUCGGUCUUGGUACCCGUUUUUAUUAAACGAGAAAUCAAUGCAGUGGUGAUAAGUGCUGUUCCAAUGGUAAUGAAGCUCGCGGCAGGGAGCAACAGAUUAUUUAACCGAAUGCAUUGCUUUGCUAAAUCUAAGAAAUGUUCUUGGGUUAUAGAGAUUUGAAUAUAGGGGAGGUAGAAAUAAUAGAAGGCAGUGCAUUUUUUUCACUUGGUAAUUGUGUAUAUUCUUGAAUGUUCCCAUUUCAGGAAGUUGUUGAGUUGGGAAUCGUCAUCCAUCCAGGGUUCCACUAUUUACAGAAAUCUUGGAUGCUCUUGUAUUACUGUUAGCUGAACUAAUUUAUAAGUAUUGUCCAGGGAAGGAAUAGAAAUACAUUUUUGUGAGAUACACAGCUUCUUUCUUCA